CUUGAAAAGAAAGAAAGGAAGAAAGAAAGAGAAGUUGGAAUUAAGGCUUAAUUGGAAGAAGAAGAAGAAAGAGAAUGGCAACAGUGGGAAGGAACAUAGCAGCACCAUUGCUGUUUCUGAACUUAGUAAUGUAUUUUAUAGUCUUGGGUUUUGCUAGUUGGUGUCUCAACAGGUACAUCAAUGGCCAAACUUACCAUCCUAGUUUUGGGGGAAAUGGAGCAACUGGUUUCUUCUUGACAUAUACAAUACUGGCGGCGGUGCUCGGCAUAGCAUCAAAAUUUGCAGGGGCAAACCAUAUCAGAUUUUGGAGAAAUGAUAGUCUAGCUGCUGCUGGAUCAUCAUCCCUGAUCGCUUGGGCUGUCACUGUUCUAGCUUUUGGGUUGGCAUGCAAGGAGAUAAGCAUAGGAGGCUAUAGAGGGUGGAGGCUGAAGAUUUUGGAAGCAUUCAUAAAUCUAACAUUCACAGAAUUGCUCUACCUCUUGUUUCUUCAUGCUGGCUUGUACAGCAGCAGGUACGGUCCCGGAUACCGAGAUACCGACUACGGCACUGCCGCUGGCGCUGCUGCUGCCGAUACGGCAUACAAAGGUGGUGGUGUCACUGGAACUAGGGUCUAAGCUUCAAGAAAAUAAAACGUAGUACAGUAGUUGCUGAGUGUUGUUGCCCUAAAAUAUGUAACUUUCCUGGCUGUUCUUGGUUUUAUUUUUUUGUUUUUUGUUUUGUUUUAUUUUAUUUUAUUUUUGUGUUUUAUU
Messenger RNA from Camellia sinensis, 749 nucleotides. Its product is annotated as membrane protein PM19L-like. The record is from RefSeq and is a predicted model, not a curated record. NCBI's taxonomy places the organism in Eukaryota, Viridiplantae, Streptophyta, Magnoliopsida, Ericales, Theaceae.